GAGACUCACCUGGAAGGCCAGCAAUUCUCUUGGUUGACUACGAUUUUCUACGAGACGCCUGGUAAUUACCUCGUCCAGAAGUUCCAUGUUGGUCGGUUUCUAGGCAUUUGCAUCUUCAUUUGGGGAAUCAUCGUCCUCUGCAUUGGCUUUGCUGACAACCUCACUGAACUCAUUAUUCUUCGAUUCUUGCAAGGUACUUUCGAGUCCACUAUCUCUCCAGCCUUCCUUUCCAUCACGGGCUCAGUCUAUAUCACCAAGAAGCACACGCUUCGUGCCGCGAUUUGGGGCACCGCAAAUGCUGGAAUGAACGCCAUCACUGGUCUCAUCAACUAUGGUAUUGGUGACGCUGCAAACGAUCCUCCUAGCGGGCUCAGUGCCUGGCACGGUAUUGCAUUCUGA
Molecule: messenger RNA, 399 nt
Organism: Pseudocercospora fijiensis CIRAD86
Lineage: Eukaryota; Fungi; Ascomycota; Dothideomycetes; Mycosphaerellales; Mycosphaerellaceae
Exons: 1
Biological process (GO): transmembrane transport
Cellular component (GO): membrane
Molecular function (GO): transmembrane transporter activity
Source: RefSeq, a predicted model, not a curated record